Messenger RNA from Ictalurus punctatus (channel catfish), 2476 nucleotides. RefSeq names its product protein phosphatase, Mg2+/Mn2+ dependent, 1Nb (putative) (gene ppm1nb). The transcript has 6 exons. Gene Ontology annotation, cellular component: nucleus; cytosol. Gene Ontology annotation, biological process: positive regulation of canonical NF-kappaB signal transduction; negative regulation of canonical NF-kappaB signal transduction; protein dephosphorylation. The coding region runs from base 305 to 1612 and encodes 435 amino acids. NCBI's taxonomy places the organism in Eukaryota, Metazoa, Chordata, Actinopteri, Siluriformes, Ictaluridae. Gene Ontology annotation, molecular function: manganese ion binding; protein serine/threonine phosphatase activity; magnesium ion binding. The record is from RefSeq and is a predicted model, not a curated record.
CAGGUUUGGGGAGAAGAGAGGGAAGGGAAUAGAACUGAGAGACAGAGCAGGACGAAGACAACGACAGAGCUGUUUGUACAGAACGGUGAAGAAUGCGGAUAGGUUAGACUCCUGACCACAGCCAGUGAUGGGUAGACUAUCAAGGGGCAAGAUUCCUGGAUUCUAUUAUUUGCUGAUUUUUGGAAUAACAGGAUCAGUCAUGCUCUGAAGGCCCUCAGCACACAACGGCCGAGGCACUGAGAGAAGCACAGGGGCGGAGGCUGGGAAACAGGGCCUGAGGAUUUAGACACUGAUCAAAGACAGCAUGAGAACAUCCAGGAAGGGAAGUGUGGAAAUGCCAGCUUUUGUCCGGCAGCUGGUGAAGGAGACAGAGAAACGAGUAACCUCUUUUUUUAAAGGGGGGCGUGGGGGAGGCGGGGGUGAGCCAGCUGAUAGCGAGGAGGCUGGAGAGGAGGAGGGGGUCAUCCCUAGUCCUUAUCUUGAACGUCCUGUGUUGGAUAAAUAUUUUGAAGAGGGCUGUGCCUCUUGGGGCCUCACCUAUGCUCUGGGCUGCAUGCAAGGCUGGAGGGCCCAUAUGGAGGACUUCCAUAACUGCUUCCCCCAGCUGGGUGGAGAGCUCUCUCACUGGGGCUUCUUUGCAGUGUAUGAUGGCCAUGCUGGCAGCACAGUAGCUCAACACUGCUCACGAAACCUACUGGAGCACAUACUAGGUACAGGUAAGAUCCGGGCAGAGGAAGAUGUGGAGCACGUAACUGAGGGCAUACGGGAAGGCUUCUUCCUCAUGGACAAACACCUCUAUGCAAUGGCUUGCCGUGAGGGCUGGGAGCGUGGUGGCACCACUGUGGUCUCCACUGUGAUCACUCCACACCACAUCUACUUUGCAAACUGCGGAGACUCACGGGCAGUUCUGUGCCGUGCCGGGUGUGUGGCGUUUUCGACCGAAGACCACAAGCCAUUCAGUCCUGGAGAGAAGGAGCGCAUUGAGAAUGCUGGCGGCUCAGUCACUUUGCAGCGCGUUAAUGGCUCCCUGGCCGUCUCCAGAGCUCUUGGCGACUUCAGCUACAAGUCGGUCGAGUGGCGCCCAGCGACUGAGCAGAUGGUCUCUCCAGAGCCAGAAAUCACAGCCGUGGAGCGCUCACCAGCGGACGAGUUCAUAGUUCUGGCAUGUGAUGGUGUUUGGGACACAGUCAGUAACGAGGAGCUCUGUGCAUUCGUGCGCAGCCGACUGCGAGUGUGUACAGACCUGCGAGAGGUCUGCUCUCAGGUCAUCGACCUUUGUCUUUAUAAGGGAAGUCUUGACAAUAUCAGCGUCAUAGUGUUGUGUUUCCCUGGCGCCCCCCAGCUUUCUCCUGAGGCACUGCACCAGGAGGCUGAGUUAGAGGACUACCUGGAGUCAAAGGUUGCAGAGAUCUUCGAGGAACUGAGUGGAAGAGGAGACGAGCCUGAUCUCUUAUCAGUUCUUACUGUUCUGGCUUCAAAUGAGAUCCCUGGACUACCACCAGGGGGUGGCCUUCAGAGCAAACGAAACUGUAUCAUCUCUGCUUACUAUCAGCAAAAGGAGGCCCGUAAAGCCAGAUUAGCCCAGGAACUCGGUUCUGCAGAUUCCACUUAGAGUCGUCUCCCAAACCCUUCCUACAGACAGACUGACACCUGUACGUCGUGUCGUCUGAUGAAAUCUUUCUAUUAUGAGUAAGAAAUGGGUUUAUCUGACUUUAGUCAACAUUGUUUUCUUAUUGGGGGUGGGGGGGGGGGGGGAUCUCUCCAUUAGAACUAGCUAGAAGGAUUAUUACAAACCACACAAUUCUCAAGAUAAUAACUAAUGAAUGUAAUGUAUAUGUACUUAGGUUCCUGACAUAUUUCCAGAACGAUUUCCUAUAUAUAUAUGAUAAAUAUAUUCAAUGUAAUAAUGGCAACACUCAGGUAAUUUGUAAAAAAAAAAACAAAAAAAAAAAAAAAAAAAAAAAAAACAAACAAACUUGAAAACAAAGACUUUUGGAGUUUUAAAGAAAUAUUCUGAUGUUUAAAGAUUUGUAGCAUUGAGUCUCACUGAGUUGGUCAGAAUGACAUGUUCCUGAUUAGUCAUGUUCUGCAUGCCAACGCUGUACGAUUACCCGACGCAGACACGUACAGCGAGUUCUGUGAGAUAUCCCAACGUACAGACCCACAUCGCAGAUGCUCACGAAGAUCUUCAAAUGUCUUUUCCUGUAAUUUGAUCUGAUGUUUGCAUGAUCUGUAUUGUGCUGCCUUACUGACCACUUAUAACAACGAUUAGAUGGACAGCAUUAAUAUUAUUAAUAGAUUUCCUAGUGUCUUUUAAAUUGGAUUAAUUAUUGUAUAAUGUUAUGUGAAAUGGCCUUUGUGCAUAUUUUACACACCUUGUAUAUGAACAACGUUUGUGGUAAUGUAAAGGUCAAAUCCUCAAUAAUAAAGGAAUAAAACCAGAACAGCUGGUUAAUAAAAUGUGGGUUUAUUUGUA